Molecule: messenger RNA, 1642 nt
Organism: Cavia porcellus (domestic guinea pig)
Lineage: Eukaryota; Metazoa; Chordata; Mammalia; Rodentia; Caviidae
Gene: Anapc16
Product: anaphase promoting complex subunit 16
Exons: 5
Coding region: 141-671 (176 amino acids)
Biological process (GO): protein ubiquitination
Cellular component (GO): kinetochore; anaphase-promoting complex; cytosol
Source: RefSeq, a predicted model, not a curated record
CGGACGCGCGCACGCCGCCGUUCUUGUCGGUGGGAGGGCGACCGCUCCGGCUGUCGCUGGGGGCGGGGCUGUAGGGGAAGGUACUAAAGCCGCUGAGGUAAGUGGCUUGAGAGUUGAAGGACUUUUAGGAGCUUGUGAAAAUGGAGCUACCCCUGAGAUCCUACCUGCAGAGUGUAGGAAAAUGGAGAAGGGAAGUCAGAAUUCUGCUAGAGGAAAUGGCUGCCUCUUCAUCGUCCUCCUCAGCUGGUGGGGUCAGUGGAAGUUCUGUCUCUGGAUCUGGGUUCAGUGUCUCAGACCUCGCCCCACCCCGGAAAGCGCUUUUCAACUACCCCAAAGGAGCUGGGGAGAUGCUGGAAGUCUCACUAUGUUGUCCAGGAUUGCCUCAAAAUCAAUACAUAGCCUAUGUUGGCCUUGAACUCACAGAUCCUCCUGCCGCAGCCUCCCAACUGCUAGGAUUACAGGUGUGCACAACCACAGCAGAUGGCUCUGAAAGAUUCCUCUGUGAGUCCGUGUUCAGUUACCAGGUGGCGUCCACGCUUAAACAGGUGAAGCACGAUCAGCAAGUUGCUCGGAUGGAAAAACUAGCCGGUUUGGUAGAAGAACUGGAGGCCGACGAGUGGCGGUUUAAACCCAUCGAGCAGCUGCUGGGGUUCACACCCUCUUCAGGAUGACGUCACCUGGAUGGUCCCCGCUGGGCACAGCCAGUGCAGAGCCGCAAAGGACUUCCUUAUUGCUUGCACAGGCACCUAGAGAUUCCCAGCUGCAUUGCCGAACUGCUGACUUAACUCCUUACUGGUUUCUCUGUAUCUGUCCACAGGCAACAAAUGCUUAAAUGUGUGAUCUUGCUGGGAAAGUUUUUGUUUAUUUGUCUGAAAAAGUAUUGGGAAUCACAUUAAGACAGUUGGUUUUACAGAAUUAGGAAAUUUGGUUCAAGAGAUACUUAUUGGGCUGGGUAUGUAGCUCAUUAAUAAAAGUGCUUGCCUGUCAUGCUUAAGGCUCUGGGUUCAGUCUCCAGCACCACAAAACAAACUGUGUAUAUGCAUGUGUCUUGAGACAAGGUUCAUUUUGUAGUUCAGGUUGGCCUUGAACUCACUGUAUAGCCCAGCCUGACCUUGAAGUCACUGCAAUUCUUCUGCCUCAUCCUCCAGAGUGCUGGGAUUACAAGUGUGUGUGUGUCACCAUGCCCAGCCAGAAAAAAAAUUGUUUUACAAAGUGAUACACAGUUUUCAAAAGGUAAGUAGGACACAUGCCAGAAUUGUAUAUGUUCUGUCAUUCAUACAAUGCCUGGAAAUUUGAACCAGUCAAGUCCAAGGUCAGCAUCUAAAGUUACACAUUUCUGACCUAACAUUUCUUUUUAUACAUCAGCAUGAUUUUAACUCAGGACCUGUCCAAAUGAGAAAUUUUUAAAUGUUCAUUUUGUUCCCCCUUUUAGAUAUCUAAUUCUAUAGAUUCUUUUUCUAACCUCUUCUAGAUAUACCAAAUGCUGACAAAAGAAAAACCCUGCAUUUUGAAUGUUUCAUGUUGCAGCAGCUAUAAAAUAAAGCAGCAAGCAAAAUCCUUUUACACACGGAAUUCCAAUGUUCAGCGCAUUGGUGGACUCAAGCAAUUCUGUAGCGAAUAAAUCCUCUGAAAGAUCUCCAAA